UUUACUUUAUUUGUAUUUUAUCUCUCGAGUCACUUGGCCAUGGGAUAUGCAGAUUUAAUUACAGUAUUCGGUGAUAUCGAAAAAACUGUUGAAAAUUUAAGUGAAACUGGUAUACAUUCAGCAAUUCUAUUGCGAAUGAUAUACUUAAAAUCAAGAUUGAACAAUCAAACAGCAACACUGGCAACACCAUUUAGAAUUCGUAUAUUCAUUAAUUUUACACCAUUAUACAGAAUUCUGUUACUUUAUAUCUAUGAAAUAACAAUGAUUUACGUUCAAAAUCUCAGAGAAGCUUAUUAUGAAUGUCUCUCUUAUGAUUUGUCAAUCGAGGAUAAAAAAAAAAUUAUUGUUUGUAUGAUUAUUGUUGAUAAACCUGUUAAUAUCAAAGCUGGAGGUUUUUAUAAUUAUUCAUUAAAUUCAUUUCUUAUUGAAAAAUUUGAAAAAGCAGCAUGUGUAAUGGAACGUGUAAAAAAUAGUUUAGAAUUACCAGGUGUUUGGCCUUUUGGAAUAACAUUCAUGGGAAAAGUGAAAUUUACAUUAUUCGUAUUUUAUCUCUCGAGUCAUUUGGUCAUGGGAUAUGCAGAUUUAAUUACAAUAUUUGGAGAUAUCGAUAAAACUGUUGAAAAUUUAAGUGAAACUGGAUUGAACAAUCAAACAGCAACACUGGCAACACCAUUGAGAAUUCGUAUAUUCAUUAAUUUUACACCAUUAUACAGAAUUCUUUUACUUUAUAUCUAUGAAAUAACAAUGAUUUACGUGAGUAACAUUGGUGAAUGUCUUCGUAGUGAGGUUGAAAAUCUUAGAGAGUCUUAUUAUGAAUCACUUUCUUAUGAUUUAUCAAUUGAGGAUAAAAAAAAAUUAUUAAUUUGCAUGAUUAUGGUUGAUAAACCUGUCAAUAUCAAAGCUGGAGGUUUUUAUAAUUAUUCAUUAAAUUCAUUUCUCAUUAAAAAUUUUGAAAUUGCAAAAAGUGUUAUUGAACGUGUUAAAAAUCAAUUAAAAUUCAUUGGUAUUUGGCCUUUUGGAUUAACAUUUUUGGCUAAAAUAAGAUUUUCAUUGCUUGUUUUUUAUCAUGCAAGUCAUUUAAUGAUGGGAUACGCUGAUUUAAUAUCAAUAUUUGGUGAUAUUGAAAAAACAGUUGAAAAUUUUAGUGAAACAAAUACACAAUCAUCAAUAUUAAUAAGAAUAUUAUUAUUAAAAUUAAGUAAAGAUUUACAAAUUUUACUAGCAACAACAUUGAAUCAUAUGAAUGAAGAAAAUUAUAGGGAUGAUGAUGAAAAAAGAAUUUUCAUAAAAUAUUAUUUAUUGGCUGAUAAAUUGUUAAAAUAUGGUAUUUAUUUUGCAAUGGGAUCGACAAUUUAUUGGUAUGUCAAAGGAAUACCUGCUUACAUUGAUGCACGAUUACAUAAUGAAACAGCAAUUUUAGCAACUCCAUAUAGACUUUGUACAUUUAUUGACAUAACACCAUUACAUAGAACUCUGAUUAUUUAUGUAUUUGAAUUAACAAUGAUAUACAUUAAUAAUAUUGGUAUUUACAUGUUAACACUUUACACAUUAAUUGUUCUAAAUAUGUGUGUACAAUUAGCAAUACUGUCACACAGAAUAAAAAUAUAUUUUAAAGAUGAUCAUAAAAAUAUACGAAAAGAAAAUUCAUUUAAAUAUUAUGUUGACAAACAUAGUCAACUAAUUUCAAUGAUACAAAAAAUUAAUGAUAUUUAUUACUUUCAACUAUUUUAUGAACUAUUGAGUUUUACUGUUUUAUUGGGUUUACUAAUGUACACUGGCUCUGAGAGUUUUAAUAAUGAUGACAUUGCGGGAGCAAUAUUUAUUGGUUGUUAUAUUUGUUGUAUGAUGAUAAUUAUAUUUUGUACAUGUUAUUUAGGAGAGUGUAUACACACUGAGGUUGAUAAUCUUCGUGAUACAUAUUAUCAAUGUUUGUCAUAUAAUCUAUCAAUGGAGGAUAAAAAAAAAUUACUAAUUUGCUUAUCAAUAGCUGAUAAACCUGUUAAUUUAACAGCUGGUGGAUUUUACAUUUAUUCACUUCACUCAUUUCUCAUGAUUAUAAAAUCAUCAAUGGCAUAUGUAUCAAUGCUACAACAAAUGCACUAA
Messenger RNA from Aphidius gifuensis, 2103 nucleotides. RefSeq lists its product as uncharacterized. The annotation marks the transcript as partial. The transcript is spliced from 13 exons. NCBI's taxonomy places the organism in Eukaryota, Metazoa, Arthropoda, Insecta, Hymenoptera, Braconidae. Gene Ontology annotation, biological process: sensory perception of smell; detection of chemical stimulus involved in sensory perception of smell. Gene Ontology annotation, cellular component: plasma membrane. Gene Ontology annotation, molecular function: olfactory receptor activity; odorant binding. The record is from RefSeq and is a predicted model, not a curated record.